ACACGAUGAGAGUCUUUAUAUGUUGGAUGGAAUCAGAUGAUGAAACAAUCAUUCUUCUACACAAAUCAUCAUCAACUAACUUUUAGCAACUGGGUUUCGCUUGUUUGAUUCAGAAGUGCUGGGAUUUUUUAUCAGACGAUUGCAAAUUCUUUAAAAACAAGUUUUGAUCAUGAGCAUGAUGAUAUACUGAUAUGAGUCAAAGUUUUCUUCGAAGAAUUGAGUUUUAUUUUUCCUCUCUCAGAAGACAAGAAUUGAAGAAUUAGCAACUGUGAUCAGAUGAUUUCUUAUGAUUGUUAACAAAAAGGACUGAACAUCAAAAGAUUUCGUGAAGAAAAGAGGUGUAAAAUGGAGAAAUUUGACGUUUUAGAAGAGAUCUCUGAUCCUGGAUUAGAAUCAUUACGAAUUUCCUCAAUGGAUCAUGAUCAAUCAUCACCCACAUUGAACUCAACACACAGUGGAAAUUCAAAUUCUUAUGCUUACUGUAGAACGAAUUCAGAGACUACUUCAGUUUUUUCUGAACAAUUAACAGAUGAUUUUACUAGCUCCUCAUCAGAUAGAAAUUCUCCAGUAUGCUGGCCAGCUACAGGAAGAUCACCUUAUCAGCCAACCCUUUCAAGAUUCGGUGGAAUUAGGCAUAAUCACAGGCAAGAUCUGAAACCUGCUGAUUUUGAGCUUGAAAUGAUGAAAGAAAGAUUUUCAAAGCUUUUGUUGGGGGAGGAUAUGUCGGGUAGUGGGAAAGGAGUUUCAACUGCAGUUACUAUCUCUAAUGCUAUCACAAAUCUUUAUGUUUCUAUGUUUGGUCAACACCAGAGGCUAGAACCAUUAUAUAUGGAUAAAAAGAUGAUGUGGAAAAGGGAAAUGACAUGCUUAUUAUCCGUAUGUGAUUACAUUGUUGAACACAUACCACCAAUGCAACACUUACAAAAUGGAGCAUCCAUGGAGAUGAUGUUUAGCAGGCUGAGAUCAGAUAUAGAUAUCAACCUUCCUGCCUUAAUUAAGCUUGAUGCAUUGCUCAUAGAAAUACUAGAGAGUUUUCAAGAAACAGAAUUUUGGUAUGAUGAACAAGGAAGCAUAUCGGGAAAGUCACUAAACGGAUCAUUCCGGAAGGUUCCUCAGCCUCACCGGAACGAAGAAAAGUGGUGGUUGCCGGUGCCUUGUGUCCCCUCCGGCGGCCUCUCGGAGGCGGCUAAAAAGCAUUUGAGACAGAAACGUGAUUCGGCCAAUCAAAUACAUAAAGCAGCAAUGGCCAUUAAUACCAACCUACUUUCCGAUAUGGAAAUCCCUCGUACGUAUAUUGCUUCCCUUCCUAAGAGUGGAAGAGCAAGUGUAGGUGAUACGAUAUACCGAUACAUGACUUCAACAACCAAAUUCUCCCCAGACUACCUCCUCGAUUUGCUCAACAUAACCUCUGAACACGAAGCACUUGAAAUAGCGGAUCGUGUAGAGGCGGCUAUGUUCACAUGGAGACAAAAAGCAUCCUUAAACCAUCCAAAAACAUCAUGGGACAUAGUUAAGGAACACAUGGAGGGGGACAAGAAUGUCGUACUAGCCGAAAAAGCACAUGUUUUGUUGUUUAGUUUGAAACAACGAUUCCCCGAACUUGCACAAACAACAUUAGACACGAGCAAGAUUCAAUACAAUAAGGAUGUGGGACAAGCUAUAUUAGAAAGUUACUCAAGGGUUUUGGAAGGUUUAGCAUUCAAUAUUGUUGGUUGGAUUGAAGAUGUAUUAUUUGUAGAUAAAUCCAUGAGAAACAAAGAAGAGUGUUAGGUCUUGUUUUUGCAAUUUGUAAUAUUUUGUAUUUGUUGUCAUUAUAUUUCACCAUGAGAAAUACCCUUUUUGGGGUUUAUAACGAUAGUUUGGUCUUACUUGUAACAAUAAUUACAAACAAAAAUUAUAGUAUAAAAAUUAAUGAAGGUCAUAUAAA
Molecule: messenger RNA, 1927 nt
Organism: Lactuca sativa (garden lettuce)
Lineage: Eukaryota; Viridiplantae; Streptophyta; Magnoliopsida; Asterales; Asteraceae
Product: rop guanine nucleotide exchange factor 3
Molecular function (GO): guanyl-nucleotide exchange factor activity
Source: RefSeq, a predicted model, not a curated record